Molecule: messenger RNA, 2996 nt
Organism: Aedes aegypti (yellow fever mosquito)
Lineage: Eukaryota; Metazoa; Arthropoda; Insecta; Diptera; Culicidae
Gene: Dek
Product: protein DEK
Exons: 9
Coding region: 75-1940 (621 amino acids)
Biological process (GO): chromatin organization; regulation of double-strand break repair
Cellular component (GO): nucleus
Molecular function (GO): DNA binding; histone binding
Source: RefSeq, a predicted model, not a curated record
CGCACAUUCGAAUGUUUAUGCCGCGCCAUCGGGCAACACUGAUUCGGAUUCUUCGAGUUUGAUAUUUUGCUAACAUGUCGGCAAACGCCGAUAAAGAGAAAAAUUCUACCAAAAUGGCCGAAGAUCGCGAAGAAGAGAAAGCUACCAGCCCCACCGCCGAAGCCGAGGAAGAAGAGUCCUCCAAGGUAGAGGCAACCGCCGAUAACAAGAAGAAGAAGGCCGCCGUGGCAUCGAAAGAAGAGGACAACGGCGAAGCAAGCGACGUCGACGAUAAGGAAGCUGCUUCCGAAGAAGAUGAGAAAGAUGAAGAAAAAGAAGACAAACCGAAAUCGAAGAAGUCCUCCGACGAUGUAAAAUCCAAGAAGUCUACCGAUAAAUCUAAGAAGGACAAAGAUGAGGCCGACGGUGAUGAUAAUGGGGAGGAAGAAGAUGUAGAAGACGAGGCAGAUGAAGAGGAAGAGGAGGAAGAGGAUGAGGAAGCGGAAGAAGAGGAAGAGGCAGAGGAGAAGCCGGCGAAAGGCAAAAAAGUAGUCAAAGAAAAGCCGAAACCGGAACCUAAAGCUCCAGCUAAAAAUGGCGAGAAAAAGCCGGCUCCAUCCACUGGCAAACCCUUGGGUGCGAUCGCUCUGAUCGAUGCUAACAUCGUGAAAACAAAAAUGGAUGCGUUGCAGACAUUGCACAUGAUCGUGUACGAAAAGGAAGGCAAGGCUCCUCACAUGAAGAAAAACUUGAAAAAGUUCGAUGGUUUCAGCUUCGAAGUCGAUUCCGAAGAUUAUAAGCAACGAUUAGAGGCAGUGGAGAAGUUCGACGAGAAGAAACUAGCUCAAACAGCCGAAGUUCUUGCAUUGGAAAGCACUGGAACCAAGGAGGAACUUGCCGAAAGGAUUCUGAAGUUCCUAAUGAAGCCUGACGGAGAGGAAGAACUUCCCCAGGAAGAAGCCGAAGAUGAAGAGGUAGCCGAAGAGGAAGAGGAGGAUGUGAGCGAAGAGGAAACAAAGAAACCUUCCAAGCGAGCAGCUCCUGCCUCUGGCAGAGGUCGUGAAGCGUCCAAAUCGACAGGCGGUAGACCAAAGCGAUCUACUGCAGGUCGAGGCUAUCAAGACAAUUCCUUAUAUGUAGAUUACUCCAGUUCCGAGGAAGAAACCAAGGUUGUCAAGGCACGUCGUCGUCGCAACGAUUCCGACAGCGGAUCUGACUACAACCCAUCGGCCGGUUCUGAUUCCGAUGCCGGCAAACGGCGGUCUGGUCGCGCCCCUGUACGUGGUAGUCGGGUUUCAGCACGGAACCGGCGCCGGCAAUCCAGCGAAGAGGAGGAAUCCGAAAGCGCCAGCGAGGACGACUUCAGUGAUGACGAGCCCAAGAAAAAGAAGGCAAAGCCAACAGGUCGAGGCCGGGGACGUCCAGCGGCUGCCAAGACACCUGCCAAAGGCCGUGGUCGCAAGCGAAAGGCUGAAACCGAAAGCGAAGAAGAGGAAGAUGAGGAGGAAUCCGAGGUAGAAAGCGAGGAUAGCGAGAAGCCGCAGAAGAAAACCCCAGCCAAGGGCAAAGCAGUAGAGGAGAGUAAAGCGAAGAAUGCUUCCCCCGGGAAAGGACGAGGUCGACCGAAGCGCGACGCACCAGCGAAAAAAUCGAAGCGCAAUGAGAGCUCGGACGAAGAAGAAGAAGAGGAGCCUGAGCUGGAGGAAUCCGAAGACGAGAAGCCUUUGAAGAAGGGCAAGGAAGAAAAGGAGAGCAAGAAAGAGAAGGAGUCUAAGGAAGGCGGACCUCCGAGUGAGGACGAUAUUAAAGAAUUCCUCAAAGAAAUCCUUGAAGAGGCCAACCUGGAGGAAAUCACCAUGAAAACGGUCUGCAAGAAGGUGUACGCCAAGUAUCCCGAGCACGAUCUGUCCCAUAAGAAAGAUUUCAUUAAGGCUACCGUCAAAUCUCUUAUAUCAACGUAAGGACCCCGUCAAAAGUGAAAUUUGUGUGUUUCGAGUUUAUGCACGUUUUAAAUCAACAUCAACAACUGCAAAUAUCCAACAAGAAUUUAAAAGAUAAUGUCCCGGCAUCACGUGAUUCUUGCACGUGUAGGACAUUGAAAGGGACGUCCUAGAAUGACAGCAAACAUACAAAAAGCAUAUGAAGCAUGGUAAGGAUGGAUGAAAGCCAAUCACAAAAUGCAAUUUCUGCUGCAAGAAGGAAUUAUUGUCAAGUGUAGUCAAAUCAAAUCCCAACCGCGUAAGAUGGUCCUAAAACGGUACUCCAGUAAAUAAUCAUCCCCACUUCAGUGCAGAAGACUAGUAUUUAAGAGUCAGAGAUCGAUUUAUUGCACACCGACACAAACUGUAACCGUUUGCAUUCAGAAUACCAGCUUGGUGUCAUUUACAAAAUGUCCUGUCAAAUCUGAUGAUGCGCACUACGACAUAAGUAUGUCUCUGUCCAGGAGUACAAAAUUUUUUUUUUCUUUACCUUUGGCAUGAUUAAUAUUAUCAUUUUGACCAGUUUAUUUACUUAUAUGUGUAAAACGUAGAUUGACACAUUUUUCUUCACCGCUAGACGAUUGUACUGAAAGAUAUUUUAUUCCUUCAAGAUGAAAGUUUUUUCUUCUCUUUUGUAUUACUUAUAGAAAGAUCGGUGUACUCGAAAAACAAUUGAUUAUAUUUUUGUAAGAAUCGCGACGCUACAUAAAAUCUGUCUUAUCUAGAACCGCAAAAUAGAAUCUUUCCGAAGUAUUGGCAUUUGUCAACAAAAACAAAACUAUUAACGGUAGAAGCGAAAAACAAAACAAAAUUUUGCUGUGAAAUUUCUAGAAUCCACACUUGGAAAAAGAAACCCAAGCUACGUCGUGUUAAUGCUACAGACAGAGUUUAGUUCAUUUUUUAUAUUCGAGAGUAAUGUAAUGAAAAAAAAAACAAGCGCUAUAUAAAUUGCAGUGUUUAAAAUAAUUAUAACAACAGACGAUGAUGGUAUGAAAACAAUAUUCAGAUACAAAUAAACAAUAACUAGAUGGACCCUUA